AUGCCAAUCGACGUGAUCGUUAAAGUGCCGUCUUCUCCUGUCUCCGACACGCCUUUAGACACAACGACACUCGUGCUACUUCACCACAAAGGUCACUUUUGUCUUCUUGAUCGUAAUCUACGUGAUUUUCUGCACUUGGAGCGUCAAUUAUCGCGAGGAUUUCCAGCUAAAGUUCUGAUUCCAGAUGCGAUAUCCAUCUCUUCAUUGUUAGAAGCUUAUGACGACGCGAAAACGAGCUUUUAUCCAUCCCACCAGCUUGGUACACGACUGGAAAUUGUAAUAGAGACUUUAUUGCAUUAUUUGACGUCGAAUUCCGAGCUUUUGACGACGUCUCUAGCCUUGAAAACGUUUCUAUAUGGGAAUGUAUUGACGUGUCAUAAGACAAUGGGACAGAGCUACAGAGAUGCAGUAGAGGCUGCAAUUGAAGCUAAGGAGAAGAACUUGGAGCUGCUGGAUCAGAGAGUAGCUGCUGGCUGCUCAAUAAAACAUCAGGUUACUGUGACAAUGGAAGAAGAAAAGCAACUGGUGCUUUGGAAAUUUACAUCACAAGAUACGGGACUGGUUUUUCGUGCUUUGUUUUCUAGUGGGGAUAGAGGAAAAAGUACGGAGAUUGAUCCGUACAGUGUCAGCUCCAAUGAGGUGGUAGAGAAUGAGACGGACGAGAUAGAGGUGGCAUACUACAAGACACACUGUACUUUUGAUACUGAUGAGGGUUAUGUGUAUGGACACUAUGUGGCUGAAAAGAAUGGACUGGUGGCACUGCUAUGGGAGAACGUGGACAUGAACAGUGUAAUGUCCAAGUCACUGCGGUUUCAGGUUAAAGUAGUGUCGCUGAGCGCUGCAGGGAAAGUGCUGGAAGUUACAGAUGCUUUAAAAACUGUCGAUACGGCGGAGUGGCUGCAUGAAUAUGUGGACGCAUCGGAGAUCAUGUCGAUAAAGGAUCUGGUGGGGUGGGAAACUUACGAAUGUGAAGACGCCUUCGAUAAAGAUGAAGCUUAUGACGAUGGUUUGGCGAAAGGAGAUAUUGAAGUGAAGUCGCAGAUUCAAGUCGCCGUGCUGAGAGAACGGAAUUAUGAGCUUGAGAUGCAAGUGACCUGUCUUGAAGAGAGUCUGACGGCUACCAAGAAGGAACUGAAGAGCGCGCUAGAUCGCGUUCAAAUUGCUGAGGAGAUUCACAAAGCCAACUUGGAGACCAUUACGCAAAUUGAAUGUGCGAAUGCGAGCGACACCACGCAGAAGGUAUCGAGGGUUGCAACGGCACCGCUUGCUGGGUCCCAGUCUGGUACACUUCAUUCCGAUGGUACGCAGACAGAGGAAACGCCCUCUAGUGAGCUGGAGCGCGUGCAAAAACUAUGCGCUGGUUUCCAAGAGCAGUGUCUGUGGCGGUCCGUGGAGAACAUGGAGCUGGAGACGCAGCUGGCAGUGUCACAGAGUGAGGCGUCUUCGUGGCGGGAAAGACACGUCAAGCAAGCUGCGCAGCUGAAGGAGCUGGAAAAGCAGAACUGCACUCUGCGGACGCACAAGAAGAUGCUGGUGCAAGAGGUGAAGCGUUUGCAGCCGUACUCGCAAGUAAACUUGGCAGCGUUGUUGCAAGAAGCACAAGAGGCUCGGAUGAUGCAGCGCAGUCUUCAGGCGAAACUGGACUUGCAUGAACUGGUCAAGAACGCAAUGGAAGUAAGUGCCAUUGAGUCUGAACCUGCUGACUUUGUCCUUGUUGAGGCCUCAGAAGAUGAAGACGUAUAA
Peronospora farinosa is the source of this 1743-nucleotide messenger RNA. NCBI's taxonomy places the organism in Eukaryota, Oomycota, Peronosporomycetes, Peronosporales, Peronosporaceae. The record is from the annotation of a GenBank genome assembly.